UUUUUAGAGAGAGAGGGAGAGAGAGAGGGAGAGAGAGCUUGGAAAAUGGCAGGCUGUUCGACAAGCGGGUUGCCCAAGUGGAUGCCCGCCGCCACCAGGGUGGAGUUUGACGGCGUCUCGUCUGAAAAUGUACCGGAGUCGGACUCCCACUCCACCUCGUCCCCGCAGCCUCCCUCCGCUUCUCGUCUCGGCUCAGCUUCGUCCGACUCUCAGACGGGGUUCGGGGAGAGGGCGCUCUCCGCCGCGGGCGCCGCCGUGAUUUCCGCCGUCCUUGUAAAUCCCCUUGACGUCGCAAAGACGAGGUUGCAGGCGCAGGCAGCUGGAGUCUCAUAUUACCCUACGCAGCAUCAGUAUGAAAGGCGCUUUGCGUCUCUUGGUCCAAGCACAAUGUUUUCAGAUUUAAGAUGCUCCCCAUCCUGCACCCGGGCUGCGAUAUUUGGCACUGAAUCAGUUUGCCCUCCUGAUUGCUUCCAGUACAAGGGAACAAUGGAUGUCAUCAAUAAAGUUGUUAGGCAGGAAGGCUUUGCUAGAUUGUGGAGGGGUACAAAUGCAAGUUUAGCAUUGGCUGUACCAACUGUAGGAAUAUACUUACCAUGCUACGACAUAUUCUGCAAUUGGAUUGAGGAGUUCACUGUCCGCAAUGCUCCAAUUUUAAUACCUUGUGUCCCUUUAUUUGCCGGCACGCUUGCACGCUCAUUAGCAUGUAUUUCUUGUUCACCGAUUGAGCUCGCAAGAACACGCAUGCAGGCAUAUAAAGAAUUGAGACCUGGAGUGAAACCCCCUGGAAUAUGGAAAACACUAGUUGGAGUUCUAUCUUCUGUUCGUACAAAUGACAACCAUAACUUGCGAGGCUAUCGCGUCCUGUGGACAGGUAUGGGAGCACAACUAGUCCGUGAUGUUCCCUUUUCCGCCAUAUGCUGGCCAACUCUUGAGCCGAUUCGUCGAAGAUUACUUUCAGUAGUCGGUGAUGAAGGUAAUGCCGCUAGUGUUUUAGGGGCAAACUUCUCAGCUGGUUUUGUGGCUGGGAGUAUUGCUGCUUUCGCCACAUGCCCUCUCGAUGUCGUGAAAACGCGGAGGCAAAUUGAGAAGGAUUCAUCAAGGGUUCUAAAUAUGACGACGAGACAGACAUUGGCAGAGGUUUGGAGGACUGGAGGCUUGAAAGGUCUCUUUACCGGUGUAGGCCCUCGUGUCGGUCGAGCGGGUCCUUCUGUUGGCAUCGUAGUCUCCUUCUACGAAGUUGUCAAAUACAUUUUACAUCAAAGGAAUGCAGACUCGUGAAAAAAGUAAGAUUGCCUGAUAUGCAAGUCGAUGCUCAUGGAUCUUCAAAGUUUGCUGCGCAAAGAAUUGCUUCCCUCAAACUCGCUAACCUGGCCAUCAAUGGUUGUCUUCUAACCAUACCACAAAAUAGAAUAAGAUGUCCCAGUUUUGUCAGAAAAUAUAUUCGAUGACAUAAAUUUUGUGCAUCUGUUUAUGUUCUUGCGCCGAAGGAUGCUUUGCUUUGUUGUCGCAUUAUAGCUCAAUUUGAUCGCGUAAAAAAUGGCGAUGAGCUGAUUUUGUUGAUGAAAACAUUGUUGUCGUUCAUAAUCAUGCUACUGCUUCUGUGCACUGUGAA
Zingiber officinale is the source of this 1612-nucleotide messenger RNA. Its product is annotated as mitochondrial carrier protein MTM1-like. Gene Ontology annotation, biological process: mitochondrial transmembrane transport. The transcript is spliced from 10 exons. The record is from RefSeq and is a predicted model, not a curated record. The coding region runs from base 46 to 1278 and encodes 410 amino acids. Lineage: Eukaryota; Viridiplantae; Streptophyta; Magnoliopsida; Zingiberales; Zingiberaceae.